ACUGGGAGCAUAUAUUUAUAGAAGGGGAAAAUAAAAUACGUCGAUUAAACCAUAGACUUCGGAGGAGUAUUCGAAGGAGAAAAGGCUGAAGAAAGUUCGGCACAUUUGGCCACACAUUACCAAGACUUGCGAUAACUCCCAAACUCCCCCAUUUUUAUUCUUUCCUGCUUUAUCCCCUUCCUUUCUUCAGAUUGACUUGUAUUUAUUUAAUUAACCAUCGCACCAAGAUUUUCUAUUCUUUAAUUGGUGGAUUACAAUCGUAUACUCACCGAAUUUAAUAGUCUGAGAGACGACCCAGAUGAGUUCUUGAACCAACUAAUAAGAGACUAUUUAAUUUCGACGAUUGAAGUUUUCAGAGUGGACAGUGGGAUCACCAUUGAUGGUGGUUGAUGAAUAUUAAAAGAUCAUCUCUGUAUGGCUUCUAGGGUUUUCUCUAAUUUAUCUUUAAAUUGAAAAUCCUGGGUGUUUGGAUAUUGGGAAUUUGUGUUCAAGAGAAAGUGGAAGAUGUCUGGAGUUCAAGAUUCACUGGAGAUUAAAUUUCGUUUGAUUGAUGGAUCCGAUAUUGGUCCGAAGAGCUUUCCAGCAGCCGCAAGUGUUGCAACCUUGAAAGAAAGCAUCCUUUCUCAAUGGCCUAAAGAGAAGGAGAAUGCUCCACGGACGGUAAAAGAUGUAAAGAUAAUUAGUGGUGGGAAAAUAUUGGAGAACAACAGAACGGUAGGAGAAUGCAGGAGUGCUUUAUGUGAUGUCCCUGGUGGAAUCACAACCAUGCACGUCGUUGUUAGUCAGCCACCCCAGGAAAGAGAAAAGAAAGUGACGAGUAACCUGAAACAGAACAAAUGUGCGUGUGUUAUAUUAUGAGAAGCAACGUCCAGGGUCACAUCCUUUGCAGAUAAAGAUUGCUGGUGUGGUGUUACAGAUGAUACUGCAGUUGAUGAAUGGCUGGACAAGGAAGAAUCUUGAAUUUAAAAAAGAAAAACUCAGGAACAUUAAAAGGAAAAAGGCAAAUGAUGAGGAAAAUAUGUAUUAUACAAGUUACCAGCCGACGUAUUUAUACAAUUAGUUUGUUUUUCAAGCUCUGUGUUUUGCGUAUUUUGUGGGUUUGCGAAUUUUACUCCAAAACACUCACCU
Molecule: messenger RNA, 1128 nt
Organism: Cynara cardunculus var. scolymus (artichoke)
Lineage: Eukaryota; Viridiplantae; Streptophyta; Magnoliopsida; Asterales; Asteraceae
Product: membrane-anchored ubiquitin-fold protein 2-like
Exons: 5
Coding region: 505-858 (117 amino acids)
Source: RefSeq, a predicted model, not a curated record